This is a messenger RNA of Neocloeon triangulifer, 1410 nucleotides long. RefSeq lists its product as uncharacterized. The record is from RefSeq and is a predicted model, not a curated record. The transcript has 4 exons. The coding region runs from base 264 to 1193 and encodes 309 amino acids. NCBI's taxonomy places the organism in Eukaryota, Metazoa, Arthropoda, Insecta, Ephemeroptera, Baetidae.
CGUAAUACCGCUUUGACUCCGCGAUAACGGGGCGAAGCGGGGCGAAGCGAAUACGAAACUACGAAAGCAGAAGAAAAAAGCCUGUUGCGCUUUCGAUUGUGGGUUGCCGAGAUAGGGAUUUCGUUCGACUUGGGACCGAAUCGCGACGUCGAAUCGAACGAGGAAGAUUCGAAGCGUGGAUCGGACAAGGCGGCGGUUGGACAGGGCGUCCGAAUUGUACGGCCGAAACUGUGGGCGUGACCUAGUGGUGUGAACGGUUGAGGAUGUCGGAGGCGGCCCAGGAGGCGGACGGGGGUGGCACGGGCUCGCGGCUCGGCUGUCGGACACCCUAUCGACAGCUGAGCAGCCAGAUCGUGUCCAAGGACGAGAUCGCCGAGGAAAUCGCGAACCGCUUCAAGAAGAGCGCCGCAGACACCACCAGGCCGUUCGUGGACAAGCGGGUUCUUCAGGAGGCGCUGCUGGCGCUCAAGUUUGACGCGCAGUUCGUCCGCAAGAUUGACCCCAGCAACGAGGACUUCCUCAGGACGCACGCAGACAAGCGCAAGGGUGAGGGGGCGGCGGUCGAGGGCGAGAACGGCGGCGGCCGCCCCGGCCAUCGCCUCGAUCCCAAGCUCGAGAAGGAACUUGCCCUGAAGCAGCUAAGCGAGCUGCCCACCCUGAAGCGCCGCAAGAAGAACGACGCCGCCCCCGAGCAGCCCCCCGCCCCCAGCGUGUUUAACGAGAAGGUGCUGCAAAACCUGAAGAGGUCGGUGCAGCGAUCGGCGCGCCACUCGGCCCUGCUGCUGAAGCCACAAGACCUGCAGUCAGCCCUGGAGCGGCUCGGGGCCCCCGUGGGCCUCGAGGGGCCCGCAGACGCCCUCGAGGCCGCCCCCGAGGAGGCGUGUCUCUUCCGGCCAACCGCCUCCAGGAUCAUCCGCCGCCACUCGACCAGCGACGACGACUCGGACCCCGACGACCCGAAACCUCCCUCCCCCCUCGCAGGGGCAACUGAGGCGUCGGCGGAAGCGACGACCCCGGCAGAAACAGGGGCAGAGCCGGAGGAGGGGAAGGUGGAGGGGGUGCGGGUGAUGCGGAGCCGCGUGCAGCGGACGUACCCCUCCAAGCGGCGGCCCCCGACGGCCUCCGGGGGCGGCGAUGACGGCCGCCGCACCUACCUCUCACCGGUCAUGAAAAAGCAGCUGGGCCGCCUGUGAGGUCCGCUGGGGGGCCCAGACGGACCCCAAGGAACCCAAAGACUCAAUCGCUUGUUUUCAGUGUUUUUCCUUCUUUUCUCCGAGAGAGGCGCCCGUUUUUAUUCAUUUACCUAUUUUUGUCCUGUGUACAAAGUUUGCAAAGUGUCAAGUCGAGAGGCAAAAAGUUGAUUGUUUUUAAGGAAUAAAUAGUAAUAUUAUCAUAAAGUUUAAAUUUUAA